AUGAAGCUUUUCCUAUUCAGUGUCCUGGUCACAUCAGCUGCCGCUUUUGCUCCUUUGAAUACUCCCAACAACAAUGCUGCACUUCGCCAGUCGUCCAGCACUGAAUUGAAGAUUGCCUUGGGUGGUAUCGGGGCCGACGGAUACGAUAUCUGGAGCGAGCUGCAAGGAUUAGAAGGUCCAAGUGUCUGCUACGGACCAGAGGGCAUCCUCAUCGGCAAGGAAGAGCUUGAAAUCAAGGAAUACGACAGUUUUGAUAUGUUUCGCGAUGCCUUGGCCCAAGCUGGACUCGACAAAGUUUUGAAACAAACUAACGAAAAGUACACUCUUCUCGCUCCAGUCAACUCCGGUAUCUUAGCUUUCAAAGACUACCUUAGCGAAGAUAUUCUCAAAUAUCACAUCAUCAAGGGUGAUGUCUUUUCGGAUGAGUUCAAUGGGAAGUACGAAACUCUGAAUGGCGAGUGCAUCACAGGACGAGUUGAAUUUCGCAAGGUUAUAGUCGACGACGCUUUAAUUGGACAAGAGAACAACCACACAUAUGGAACAAAGUACCCAACCGAUGUCAUGUGUGAAAAUGGCAUCAUCCAUGCCAUCAAACAUGUUUUGCUCCCUGGAUACCAAGCUCCUGAACAAUUUCGUCCCGAAGUCGCCUCUGGGGACAGAGAAAAGAAUUUCUUUGGAGGAGACGAUAAGCAAUAUUUCAACCAAGCAUAA
Cylindrotheca closterium is the source of this 711-nucleotide messenger RNA. Lineage: Eukaryota; Bacillariophyta; Bacillariophyceae; Bacillariales; Bacillariaceae. The record is from the annotation of a GenBank genome assembly.